This is a messenger RNA of Corticium candelabrum, 447 nucleotides long. Its product is annotated as pulmonary surfactant-associated protein A-like. Lineage: Eukaryota; Metazoa; Porifera; Homoscleromorpha; Homosclerophorida; Plakinidae. The transcript has 7 exons. The record is from RefSeq and is a predicted model, not a curated record. The coding region runs from base 1 to 447 and encodes 148 amino acids.
AUGAGGGCAAACGCUAAUUGUGAAACCGUGAGCCCUGCUGCACUUCCAAUAGAAUGGAUACGGAUCAAGCAAAGCAAGUUUGCUGCACUUUGUUCUGUUAUUCUGAAUUUGAUCAUCACGGUCAAUGGAACGUCUAGUCAGAGCAAUACCCAGACUUUUUGCAGAUGUACUCCUGGUUUCCCUGGUUUGCCUGGAAAAGAUGGUCUGCCUGGUCGUGACGGAGUACGUGGCAAUCCUGGUAUUCCUGGAAUUCCCGGAAGAACAACACAACCCGGUAUAAAAGGUCCUAAAGGAGAUAAAGGAGAUGUUGGAGCAGCUGGUGACAAAGGCACUAAAGGAGAACCUGGAACACCUGCUCGUAAUCCGUUAGGUACGAGUGGUGUUACUUACAUUCAGUGGGGAAGGAAGAAAUGCUCGGCAAAUGGAAUAGAAACUCUUUACUCCUGA